Manis pentadactyla (Chinese pangolin) is the source of this 1516-nucleotide messenger RNA. It is a transcript of the gene L1TD1, whose product is annotated as LINE1 type transposase domain containing 1. The transcript has 2 exons. Gene Ontology annotation, cellular component: ribonucleoprotein complex. Lineage: Eukaryota; Metazoa; Chordata; Mammalia; Pholidota; Manidae. Gene Ontology annotation, biological process: retrotransposition. The record is from RefSeq and is a predicted model, not a curated record. Gene Ontology annotation, molecular function: single-stranded RNA binding. The coding region runs from base 237 to 1142 and encodes 301 amino acids.
GCAGCGUGAGUAGAGCAGUGGAAAUCUCCUCCCAAAACCACAUAUAUCUAUGAAAAUAUAACAAAGACAACUCUUCCUAGAAUAGAGACCAGAGGACACAGGACAACAUCCAGACCACGUCCACACCUUCGAGAACCCAGCGCCUUGCGAAGGGGGAGAGGAAGGCCACAAGCCAACAAGAAGGAAAGCUCUUCCAGCCGUCACUCGUACCAGCCCUGCAAACUAUCUCUAUCACCAUGAAAAGGCAAAACUACAGGCAGACAAAGAUCACAGAGUCAAAACCUGAGAAGGAGACAGACCUAACCAGUCUUCCUGAAAAAGAAUUCAAAAUAAAAAUCAUGAACAUGCUGAUGGAGAUGCAGAGAAAAAUGCAAGAGCAAUGGGAUGAAGUCCGGAGGGAGAUCACAGAUGCCAGGAAAGUGAUUACAGAAGUGAAACAAACCCUGGAAGGAUUUAUAAGCAGAAUGGAUAAGAUGCAAGAGGCCAUUGAAGGAAUAGAAACCAGAGAACAGGAACGCAUAGAAGCUGACAUAGAGAGAGAUAAAAGGAUCUCCAGGAACGAAACAAUACUAAGAGAACUGUGUGACCAAUCCAAAAGGAACAAUAUCCAUAUUAUAGGGGUACCAGAAGAAGAAGAUAGAGGAAAAGGGAUAGAAAGUGUCUUUGAAGAAAUAAUUGCUGAAAACUUCCCCACACUGGGGGAGGAAAUAAUUGAACAGACCACGGAAAUACACAGAACCCCCAACAGAAAAGAUCCAAGGAGGAGAACACCAAGACACAUAAUAAUUAAAAUGGCAAAGAUCAAGGACAAGGAAAGAGUUUUAAAGGCAGCUAGAGAGAAAAAGGUCACGUAUAAAGGAAAACCCAUCAGGCUAUCAUCAGACUUCUCGACAGAAACCCUACAGGCCAGAAGAGAAUGGCAUGAUAUAUUUAAUACAAUGAAACAGAAGGGCCUUGAACCAAGGAUACUGUAUCCAGCACGACUAUCAUUUAAAUAUGAUGGUGGGAUUAAACAAUUCCAAGACAAGCAAAAGCUGAGGGAAUUUGCUUCCCACAAACCACCUCUACAGGGCAUCUUACAGGGACUGCUCUAUAUGGGAGCACUCCUAAAAAGAGCACAGAAAAAAACACACAACAUAUGAAGAAAGGAGGAGGAGGAAUAAGAAGGGAGAGAAGAAAAGAAUCUCCAGACAGUGUAUAUAACAGCUGAAUAAGCGAGCUAAGUUAGGAAGUAAGAUACUAAAGAGGAUAACCUUGAACCUUUGGUAACCACGAAUUUAAAGCCUGCAAUGGCAAUAAGUACAUAUCUCUCAAUAGUCACCCUAAAUGUAAAUGGACUGAAUGCACCAAUCAAAAGACACAGAGUAAUAGAAUGGAUAAAAAGGCAAGACCCAUCUAUAUGCUGUUUACAAGAAACUCACCUCAAACCCAAAGACAUGCACAGACUAAAAGUCAAGGGAUGGAAAAACAUAUUUCAGGCAAACAACAGCAAGAAGAAAGCAGGGGUUGCAGUACU